Messenger RNA from Neurospora crassa OR74A, 4311 nucleotides. RefSeq names its product serine/threonine protein kinase (gene stk-55). The record is from RefSeq and is a predicted model, not a curated record. The transcript is spliced from 2 exons. Lineage: Eukaryota; Fungi; Ascomycota; Sordariomycetes; Sordariales; Sordariaceae. The coding region runs from base 438 to 3476 and encodes 1012 amino acids. Gene Ontology annotation, biological process: calcium ion transmembrane transport; intracellular calcium ion homeostasis. Gene Ontology annotation, molecular function: calcium ion binding; calcium channel activity. Gene Ontology annotation, cellular component: membrane.
CUCUCACCUUCAAUCCUCUUCGCUUUUCUUUUCUCCUUUCCUUGACAAUCAUCUUUGUGUUCACCCUCUCAUCAUUCAUCAAUAACCUGGGAAUACCACAUCCAAUCGCGUUCAUUACUCUCCACAUUCGUUCCCUCGGCGCUGCUACCGUUGCGUUGCCGCAUCACCAGCCAACCACAGUCUUUGUCUCGCUCUCCCUCCGUCUCUUUGAUGUUGAUCACCAUCCUUCAAGUUCAAAUUUAGAAGAGAAAAAGCUUCGAUAAACUCCGGCCAUCUGCUCCACUUCACCGACUCUCGUUCGCCAAGGCCGCCCGUCCAGGUCCUGAGAUCACCGCCGCGGCCUGUUUCCCCACACAUUCCACCAAACCAUCGACGGCGACCUGGACCCACCCCUCUGACGUCCGCGUCCAACUACCUCUACUAGUACCUCUUCAGCUAUGUCCUUAAGAAGUACGAAGUCGCCAACCGGGCAUCGGGGAUUCCACCAUAUCCCUUCCAACACUGACUCCGACGUUGAAAUGGAUCAACUCAAUGAUAUCCCACUACGACCCAUCCGUACCAACGCAUCUACUGCCUCGAGGUCCUCCAACGGUGGUGGUGUUCGAAAGGCUGACCAGACUCUCUCCAACACCCUGGGCGGCGCCGUCGACUCAUCGUCGUCCCCCACCGAGAAGCAUGGCCUCUUUCACAAACCCAGCAAGGCCAGCCACCGCCAGGCCGGGCCUUCUGGACGGCGCCGUGUGCGAGAUCUGAGCCGGCCGGGCACCAAUAUGAGUGAGGAUCACAAGCUGAACGCGCUGGGUCGCUUCUAUCGCAAGGUUGUCAGCUUUCCCUUCGUCACCCGCUACCUCAUCUACAUUAUCCCCAUCGCCUUCCUGUUCGCUAUCCCCCUCUUUGUGCUGCCCUUUACGGGCAACGUGGAUAACAUCCAGCUCGGCACCAGCGACAGCGACAAGGAAAACUACACUCUCUUUUGGCUCUUUCUCUGGAUCGAAAUCUCGUGGCUGUCGCUCUGGACCGCCAAGCUCGUCGCCCACGUUCUCCCUCACAUCUUCAUGUUUCUCUGCGGUGUCGUCAGCGCUGGAACCCGCAAGUACGCCAACGUGCUGGCCGCUCUCGAGAUCAAUUUGUCCUUGUUUCUCUGGCUACUGGCCUCGUGGCUCGUGUUCAAGUUCCGCUUUACAGACGACAGCAUCGAAUGGGUCCACACCAUCAAGCGCAUCCUGCUAUCCCUCUUCAUCUCGUUUGGCGUUUUGCUGGGAGAAAAGGCCAUUGUUCAGCUUAUCAGCAUUUCGUACCACCAACGCUCCUUUCACAACCGCAUCCAGGACUCCAAGCGCGACAUCUACCUCCUGGGUCUCCUCUACGACGCUUCGAGGACUCUCUUCCCCAUGUACUGCCCCGAGUUUGCCGACGAGGACUAUGUCAUCAGCGAUAGUAUCAACGCCCUCCUCAUGCGCGACCGGGCCGAGAAGAUGCGCCCCGGAGGCACCAGCACCCCCAUGCGUAUUGUCGGCGACGUCCACCGCAUCGGCGACAAGAUCACCUCGGUGUUCGGCAACAUUGCCUCCGAGAUCACCGGCAAGAACGUCUUCAACCCCACGUCCGCGCACUCCAUCGUCAUUGAAGCGCUCGAAAAAGUCCGCAGCUCCGAGGCCAUGGCCCGUCGUAUCUGGAUGUCCUUCGCGGCCGAAGGCGAGGAGGCCCUUUUGCUGGACGACAUCAUCGAAGUUCUGGGCCCCCACCACCGCGAAGAGGCCGAGGAGUGCUUUAACGCUAUCGAUGCCGACCAAAACGGUGACAUUAGUCUCGACGAGAUGAUCCGCAAGGUUGUUGAUAUCGGUAAGGAGAGGAAGGCAAUCGCUCACAGCAUGAAGGACAUCAGUCAAGCCUUGACGGUGUUUGAUAAGGUCUUGCUGUUUGUGGUGCUGAUCAUUGUGAUCAUUAUCUUCUUGGUUGUCUUCCAGAGCAGCUUUGUGACAACUCUGGCCACGGCUGGCACCACGCUUUUGUCGUUGUCCUUCGUUUUCGCCGUUACCACGCAGGAGUUCCUCGGUUCUUGCAUCUUCCUGUUCGUCAAGCAUCCGUAUGAUGUUGGCGAUCGUGUUGAUAUCAAGGGUCCCGAUGCUGAGCAGCUCAUUGUUGAGAAGAUCUCUCUCCUUUACACGGUCUUCACCCGUAUUGACAAGAUGCAAGUUGUUCAGGUUCCCAACAUCCAACUCAACAACCUCUGGAUCGAAAACGUCACGCGAUCCAAGGCCAUGAAAGAAACCGUCGACGUCGCCGUAUCAUAUGAUACCUCAUUCGAAGAUAUUGAGCUUCUCCGCCUCGAACUCGAAAAGUUUGUCCGCUCGCCCGAUAAUAGCCGUGACUUCCAGCCCGACAUCAACAUUAUGAUCAACGACGUUGGCAACUUGGAUAAGACGACGCUUAAGAUUCAAAUCAAGCACAAGUCCAACUGGCACAACGAGGCUGUGCGUUGCACCCGUCGCUCCAAAUUCAUGUGCGCUUUGGCCUUGGCCCUCAAGGCGGUCCCCAUCAACGGCCCCGGCGGUGGUGGUGAGGCGUUGGGCGGUCCUAACAACCCGACUUACUCUGUUGCUGUAACCGAUGAUUUCGCUGCGACGGCUAGAGAAAAGGCGGACAAGGAUAAGGCGGCGGCCAAAAUGGUUAACAAACUACGCCAGCAGGAGGAUGAUGACAUUUCUGGCAGCGGCAAAACAGGAAGCAGCAAGAUGGAAGCCGAGCAACAAGCAGUCGCCAACAUCAACGCCUCCGAUCCCGUCGCCGAGGCGCUAGAUGAAUGGGGCUACGACAGGGCCACCCUGCGCUCGCGUGACGCUUCCCCCGUCGGCCGCGCCGGUGACGAUGCCGCCUCUUCCAUCGCCCGCCGGAACUACUUGUCGGUCCGUGAGUCUCAGCGCGGACGCAGAAAACCAGGCGAGGGACUGCCGUCCGGGAAUAGGUCCCUGAGCGUGCACGUCACUCGUCCCUCUGUCGGCAGUGGCAUCGGCAGUGGCUUCGGCAGCAUUCGUAGCCCGAACACUGGCCGCCGCUCCAACCUUUCCUUUGACGUAGAGAGAGGCGAAGCCGGAAUCAGCCCCGGUACCUACAGCUACGGCCAGGGAUAUGCUGGGCAAGGACAGCCAGGGCCGAGUGUGUCGCAAUACGCCGGGGCAGCUUAUGGCGCGCAACAGAAUCAACAACCGAUGAGUCCUAGCUCGCCCAUCACCAGUGGUGGAUUGUACGCGGGACAGUCGACUUUGUCUCCUCUUUCACAGCAGCCACAGACUCCUCAGCCAGUUUACACCGCCCCUGGAGCAACUGCCACGACGGUUCCACCACCGCAGACCUUGCCCGCUCCGUCGCCUAUGACGCUCAGCCCAACCCCCCACACCCGGUCCAAGCGGGACAAACGGGACAAACGGGACAGGAGGACCGGUGGGAGCAAGGCCGAGGGGGGCGAGUAUGUCUAACCCGACAGCGGGAGUGAACAGACCUACGACAACUACUGCUCCUCCGCAAGGACAGACACAGCAGAUUCAGCAGGGACAACCACCGCAAGCCCAACUCCCAGGGAACUUACCCCAGCAAGCCGCGGCCGCAGUGACGGGCUCCGACUUGACUCAAACCCAAACCUCUCACAACCAGGAACACAGAUAGAAUCAGAAGCACCGCCCUGGUAGUACCGACCCUGCUGCCCCUGCCCAUUCGGCUCUCCAGGCUCCUCCUGCUCCCGUGGUUCUCCCGAUUGGUUAGGGACCCUCGUUACCAGAGAGACCAAAGCCGGCGUCGAGGAUGAGAUCAGCGACUCAUCCUUCCAAUUGGCCACGAAUACGAAGUCAGAGGGAUGAGGAAAGGAGUCAGGGUAGUCGUAGUAGGAGUGGAAGUUUCUGGAGCAGGAAGGAGGAGAAUCGGUGGGAAAAUUUGCGAUUUUGAGAUCUUUCUUUUUCUUGUAGAUUUUAUAGCUUAUGGGGAUGGAUAUUUGAUGUACGAUAAAGACGAUAUUGGGAUGGAUGGAUACUAUUGAUACCUAGGUAAUCUGAUACGGGUACUGAUUGGGAAUGGAACUGGGGCUGGAAUUGGGACUGAAAAAGGACAAGACAAGAAAUGGAGAAGGCAAACUAGAAGAAGAAGAAGACAUAAUGCAAGUGAGGCACUGAAGGAAUGUCAAAUGCUCUGAAUGAUAGAAAGGCCUGGUUGUGUUGUGGCGGAGCCGAGAUGGAGAGGAUGAUGUUAGAUGAGCAUACCUUGACCCGUUAGCAUAUGAAGUAUGACUCUCGAAACAGAUUAGAACAACCCACCGUGCAC